AAAAAAAAAAAUUCAUGAGAGAAAUCAGAAACAAAACUGAGUGAUAAAACAGCAAAAAUGUUCUCUUAACUUUUUAAUUUAGAAUAUGCUGUCUGUUAUGUUCUCUUUAAGUAUUGCUACUUAGCAAUAGCGUUACAUCAGAUUCGUUCAGGCAGCUAAGGGAUGCAGAAUGUUCAAGGCCCAUGAACGUCCCUCAUACGACAAGCUCCAACUUAACAAGCGCAAUGAGAAGCCCAGCGCGCGCCCCAACUGUGCCCGACCCCUGACCAAGCUGGCCAUGGUGGCUCUGAACUGGCACAAUCGGCAACUACAGUACGGCAUCUCCCACCUGCCUGUCCACUUGCUACCUGAACUCCUGCGUACAGCACUUCUUAAUGACCAGGCCUCAGCUGUCGUCACAAUGGUCGCCAACUGGCCCUUUCCGACAUUGAGGUUUGCAGACAUUCUGAAUAGCCAGCAGUUGGAGGUGUUUGAAGACGAAUUGAGCAGCCUUUGUUACUACAUAGUUGACGGACUCGCCUCCCGUACCCCCAUGUGUAGACUCACUUGUCUAGACCUCACCGACAUCCUCCUACAGGCAUCAUUUGUUCGCCAAAUCAUACAGAUGUGGCCCCUGCUGUCUCUGAAGAAACCCCAGCUGAAACCCAAAAACCUUGCGAAGAUUGUAACGAGAACUGCUGGCCUGGAUGAGAUCAAGCUUUCCUAUGAGAUCAUACCCAAAGUGCUGAAGGAGAGGAUGGGUCAGGAUCUCAUGCAAUUUCCCAGAAACAGGAUCAAGCUGCCGGAAGGAGAGAGGCUAGAGGUGAAGCUAUCGGACGCACAUUUCACAACCAGUAACCUGUUUUUCCUCGACUACAUGAUCACCAACUGCCUACGUGACUACACUCCACUCUAUGUCACAGUCUCUAAUCUCCACAUCAAGUCUGAUUUCUGUGAUGGGAAUCUGCUCACUGACUCCCUGGCACCGUUUGUUGUGUUCAAAGGACAGCAGUCAAAGUUGCUUGACGGUCUCUCCCUUCACCAGCUGGAGGAAGGUGUGUUCUUUCUGGUGCUGCCUGACCUUCAGUGCUUCACUCACCUGCGCAGCCUGGACAUCGCAGACUGUAACAUCUACCUACAGGAGGGUGUAACACGGCGCCGGCGUAGUACCCGCACUCUGCUAUGCGAGACCUUCCAAUGCUUCACUAGCCUCUGCCGACUCAACCUCAGCUUCAACUUUCUUAUCGGCUGCCUGGGAGAGGUGCUAGAGUCUCUACGGAUGCCUCUGGAGUACUUGAGUAUCCGGGGCUGUGACGUCAAUGACAGUGAUCUAGUAAGUCUCGGUGAGUCCAAGCACGCGGCCAGUCUGCGCGAACUCAACAUGUCCAAACUUUGCCAUUUCUCCAUAUACGACAACGAUCGAAUAUCGCCUGGUAACAUAUUGAAAGUCGUCAAAAAUUUCCCCCAAAUGACGCUUCUGAACUUGGCGCAAAAUCAUCUUAGUGAUACAAAUGUGAAAGACUUUAGCUGUGAUACACUGAUCCACAUGACCCGACUCAAGGGUCUUGAUAUAUCCGGGAACAUUCUCGCGUUGGACAGUCAGGUGGAGCUAGCCCGGGCAUGCGCGCGCGUGCCUUCCAUGCAGUGGUUGAGGCUCACGUGUAUGAACUCGACACUCAACGAUGCCAUGUUUCUGCAUAACCUUGAGCUAGGCAACAUGGAGGAUGUAGGGGGCAAACUGAGGAACGAAAUGAAGUCAUUAGGAAGGGAUGAUAUCGUUGUGGAUGUUGUCAGGCUCUCUUUUGCUAUACUGGUUGACCUUGUGGACUUUUUUGAUUGACCUCAUGUCUACACCUGACCUGGUGGAUUUUUUUUUCGACGUAUGUCUGUAAUGGACGUCGCCAUUAAUAUUUUUCUAUAAGUGACCUUGCGGUCGUCUCUGAAUGACAUCAACAUGUUUGAUGCAGUUGUCAUGUCAGGCUGCCAUCUGCCAUACGGGUCUUAGUCUUUGAUGGAAAGCAUCUAUUAAGCAUGUUUUUCAGUUACCAAUUUGUCCAAUGCGUGCGGCGACUGUUAUUGUUCAAUGAAUGACCUCAAAGUGUUAGACUUGUACAUUUUAGAGGAAAACGAGAAGAUGCUUAGUGCUAUUUAGCUCAAUGGCCGUUUGUAAUUACUUGUUUUAAGCUGUUGAUUGUAUUGACAGCAGGGGUGUACAAAAUGAGUGUUAGCAUUUGAACCAUUACUGUUAUACAGUAAGGUUCAAAAUUACCAGUAUUAAGGGGUUGAAGCAAGUUUGGGUUUUGUCCUGCUUUUUGUUAUCCCCCGCCAUAGGCGGAUGGAUAUUGUUUUUGCGCUGUCCGUCCAUCCAUCCGUCCGUCUUUCCGUCCGGAGCCAUAUCUUGGAAGUGCUUUGGCGGAUUUCAUUGAAUUUUGGUAUGAGUAUAUAUAUAUAUAUGGAUAACAGCAUGAUGCUAGCCAAAUGGAAUUGUACACCAUCAAUUAAUAACGGAGUUAUGGCCCUUUUUAUCUUGAAAAAAUGAUUUUGUGUGUGUCCGGAGCCAUAUCUUGGAAAUGCUUUGGCAGAUUUAAUUGAAAAUUGUUAUGAGUAGAUAUAUAUAUAAGAAGAUGAUGCACACCAAAUGGCAUUGUACACCAUCUGUGAAUAACAGAGUUAUGACCCUUUGUAUCUUGAAAAAAAUGCUUUUUUUAGUGUCAAAUAUAACACUUUUGUGUCGAGAAGCAUAUUGGCGGGGGAUAUCAAUUCAACGGAUUUGCUUGUUCAUCAUAUUUCAUCACAGUUUAAAUGGCAACAACGGUCUAGAAGAACAGAUUGUGCUCUACAUUGUACAUAUAGUGCUCAUAUCAGGUUUGGUCAUUUGGAUCAUUGGAAAAUGAUAAGAUUUAUUAAAUGGUACUGUUUGAUAUGAAAGGGUAACAUAGAAAAGACUAGGGCUGCAACCUAGCCAGAAAUGUCUCGAUAACCACAUGAUAAGACAUUAUUCAUAAAAAUAUAUGUUGUAUCAUUAUACAUAUGUAAAUACUUGUAAUAAAGUCUUUUUUCCACAAAA
Messenger RNA from Dreissena polymorpha, 3046 nucleotides. RefSeq lists its product as uncharacterized. The transcript is spliced from 8 exons. The coding region runs from base 170 to 1819 and encodes 549 amino acids. Lineage: Eukaryota; Metazoa; Mollusca; Bivalvia; Myida; Dreissenidae. The record is from RefSeq and is a predicted model, not a curated record. Gene Ontology annotation, cellular component: cytoplasm.